Molecule: messenger RNA, 2513 nt
Organism: Coccinella septempunctata (seven-spotted ladybird)
Lineage: Eukaryota; Metazoa; Arthropoda; Insecta; Coleoptera; Coccinellidae
Gene: PIG-G
Product: GPI ethanolamine phosphate transferase 2
Exons: 2
Coding region: 40-2406 (788 amino acids)
Biological process (GO): GPI anchor biosynthetic process
Cellular component (GO): endoplasmic reticulum membrane
Source: RefSeq, a predicted model, not a curated record
GGCACCUUUCAAAUUUGAAUAAUUUUUAGGCUAUGUACCAUGUUUAUCAACAUCAUUUUCGUAUUAAUUAAUAUUUUUCUAUUUAUCAAUGGACUGUUACCUUUUCGGAGUAAUAAUGAACAAUAUGUUAAUGUCCCAUACAAAACGCAACAAUUUUCGGUGUCUAAGAUAGAUAGAACUGUUAUAAUGAUUGUCGAUGCGAUAAGAACAGAUUUUGUUAGCCACAAUUUGAUGCCGCUAACAACGAAGUUGGUCAAAGAACACGGCUGUGUUAUAAAUGUAUCAGUAUCUUCACCUACAGUUACUUUGCCCAGAAUAAAAAGUUUGAUAACUGGAAGCAUUCCUCAAUUCAUGGAUAUAUUACAUAACUUGGGUAGUACACAAGUACUUGAGGACAGUUUACUACACAAGGCUAGAAAACGAAAUAACCAAAUAUUAUUUCAUGGAGAUGAAACAUGGCUAAAAAUUUUUCCAAGUGACAUGUUCCUCAGAUAUACUGGUACUACUUCACUUUAUGUAAAAGACUUCUAUGAAGUAGAUAGUAAUGUAACGAAAAAUUUAAAUUUGGAGCUGGAAAAAAAUGAUUGGAAUAUAAUGAUUUUACAUUAUUUAGGAUUAGACCAUAUUGGUCAUGUUCAUGGACCUUUCUCUCAUCUUGUACCACCAAAACUACAUGAAAUGGACCUGAUUUUUUCCAGGAUUUUCAAAAGUUUAAGUCAAAAUAAGAAUCUCUCAUCUUUGGUUAUUCUUACUGGAGACCAUGGUAUGAGAGAUACUGGAGGCCAUGGGGGCUCAACCUAUUCUGAAACUCAUGUACCUUUUGUUGUAUUGGGUGUUCCAUGUGUAAAUGGUCUAAUUGACCAGGUAGAUAUAGCUCCAAACUUGGCCAUACUUCUAGGUUUAGAAAUUCCAUCUUUAAGUAUUGGAAAAUUGACACAGUUACUUUUGAAAAAUUUAACAGCAGAUCAAUAUGCAUCUGCCUUGUAUUAUAAUGCUGAAUUGUUGAGUAAGAAGUAUGGUGGAAAUGGUAGUGAGUUUGAGUCUAUCUCAAAAAUGUAUAGGUCUUACAUGGAAAAAAAAGAUGAGAAUGCAGCUUUGCAUUUGAUUGAAAUGUGUACAAAAUAUUCAGAAAAAGCCAGUAGAACACUUAGGGAAGCUUCUACUCAGCAAGACUUGAAUGCCAUGAUUUUAUCUGUGAUAUGUCUCUUAUAUGCUUUAAUUACUCACUUGAAAGGAAGUGAGUUGUUCAAAAGAAAUGUUUUUAAUUACAUAUUCUAUUUAUCUAUACCCCUACUCGGAAUGGUUUCCAAAAAUGAAUUUGUCGUAAUACCUGUAUUAAUAGCUUCGGUAUUCCAGAUCACUGGACUUCCAAAAUUCAAAAUCGAAAGAAAUAAUUUGAUUCUAGUCUUUUCAAUAUUUUUUCAGCCCAUUACUUGGCUUUCCUCUAGUUUAAUAGAAGAAGAACAUGAAUUUUGGUAUUUUAUGCUAAAUACAUUUUUAGUCAUUCAAAUACUCAAAACAUUAAAAAAGAAAGAUUUCACUUCUUGUAUAGUAUGGUUUUCGAUCGGCAUCUCAUUCCGUUUUGCUGAAACACUGAACCAAAUGGGUGACAAGUGGUCUUCUCUGCCUGACACUGCUGAUCUUUUGUUGAAACCUCAAAAUUAUCUUCUGCAUAUUACCCUUUUAUGUUUCAGCAUUUUUAACAUAUAUUAUUUUUGUUUGAAAUAUGGUAAAAGUUUGUAUCAUUUAGAAAAAAUCAUUUUAUUUCUAGUGUUCAUUUAUAAACUAAGCUCACCAGAUAAUUUCAUUUUGGCUAGAAUUAUUUAUUUGUUAUUGGCAGUAUAUUUAGCCCUUGGUUUAGAUUACUUGAAUUCUUGGAUUCUGCUCAUUGCCCUUCUUUCGAAAUCAUAUAAUUUGUGUUUGAUUCCCUUGUCUGUCUAUACUAGUCGUCAAAUAUUCAAUGAAGAUAAGAUGAAAGUAGGGGUUUCAUCUACAUGUUUGCACUUGAUUAUGAUCAAAAGUCUGUUUUUUAUGCAAGGUACUGGUAAUACAAUUGCUAGCAUUGAUGUAUCAGUUGGUUACACGGCACUCACAAACUACAAUCCAAUGUUUGUGGGUGCACAGUUACUGAUAAAUACUUAUUCAUCCACCAUUUUGAUGCAUUUGUUGUUAUAUAAGUCUGAAAAUACUAAAAGCUUCUUCAGGUUAGUGUACACUGAAAGACUGUACAGCACAAUUGUUGUUUUUAUUGUAUCUAUUAUUUUUAGAAACCAUAUAUUCAUUUGGAGUGUUUAUGCUCCUAAAUUAUGUAUAGAAUGCUGUCACACAUUAGUACUGAUUGUUGAAUUUUUGUUUUAUGUAUUUAUUUCUUCAGUUUCGAAAAAAUUAAAAGUAAUGUGGAAAUGAAAUGAUAAUGAUGACAUUUUUAUUCUUAUUAGAACAGAAUAUUCACUCUAAGUGAAUUGAAAUUUCUCUUUUCAUUGUGUCUGAAUAAAUUUCACUUUAUCAUGUAA